Messenger RNA from Prunus persica (peach), 552 nucleotides. Its product is annotated as G-type lectin S-receptor-like serine/threonine-protein kinase At1g34300. Gene Ontology annotation, biological process: protein phosphorylation. NCBI's taxonomy places the organism in Eukaryota, Viridiplantae, Streptophyta, Magnoliopsida, Rosales, Rosaceae. The transcript has a single exon. The record is from RefSeq and is a predicted model, not a curated record. Gene Ontology annotation, molecular function: ATP binding; protein kinase activity. Bases 1 to 552 code for a protein of 183 amino acids.
AUGACAGGGGGCCGGGGGACUCCUGUCUAUGCUGCACCAGAGGCUUGGCUGGGAUUUCCUAUAACACACAAAUGUGAUGUUUACAGCUUUGGGAUGUUAUUGUUUGAGAUCAUAGGCAGGAGAAGGAAUCUUGACAUUAAUAUUCAAGAUAGCCAAGAUUGGUUCCCAAGGUGGGUAUGGAAGAAGUUUGAACCUGGAGAACUAAGAGAGCUAAUGGUAGUUUGUGGGAUAGAGGAGAAAGAUAAAGAGCGUGCAGAGAGAAUGGUUAAGGUAGCUCUCUGGUGUGUCCAGUAUAAGCCGGAAGCGAGGCCUUUGAUGAGUGUUGUGGUGAGAAUGUUGGAAGGAGCAGCUGAGAUUCCUAGACCUUCAGUUAACCCUUUUCGGAACUUGAUGCCAGGCACUCUGCACCCUAAUAAACCUGUCGGUUCAGCUUUUCAUUCAGAACGUACUAGCGCUUCUGGUUCGAUUUCCUUUCAGACAGUAACUGAAUUUAGCGUUAUGCAUGCUACUGCUUUCAUGACGAAAUACGAGAUUGAUAUAGUGUGUACCUAG